Molecule: messenger RNA, 3701 nt
Organism: Scaptodrosophila lebanonensis
Lineage: Eukaryota; Metazoa; Arthropoda; Insecta; Diptera; Drosophilidae
Gene: tst
Product: helicase SKI2W
Exons: 4
Coding region: 1-3594 (1197 amino acids)
Biological process (GO): nuclear-transcribed mRNA catabolic process, 3'-5' exonucleolytic nonsense-mediated decay
Cellular component (GO): Ski complex
Molecular function (GO): RNA helicase activity; RNA binding; ATP binding
Source: RefSeq, a predicted model, not a curated record
AUGAGCAAUAUUAGCGGCGAAGACAAUCAUGAGAAGCUGCGCAACUAUAUACUCAAUCCGGACAUAUCCAUCCAUGAUCCGCUGCCAGAUGUGCUACCGCGCCAAUUCGAUGAAAUGCGCCUGUUGCAUAUUCCAAAAUGUCCAGCAAGCACAAAAUUGAUUCCGCGCCGGGAUUUUUAUACCGGUAAAAUACUCGAGUUCAUUGAAGUAGAUUUGGAGGAUGUGGGCGCCAAUGCAAACAAUUCCAUGUCUAUGAGGCGUGAGCCCGGCCUAUUGGAAGAAGUGACACGCGGCUCACACAUGAACUUUCCAUUUUGGCCGGGCGGCUUUGAUGAACAGCCGCACGAGAUAACUAAUCUCGAUAUAGCGAACAUUGACAUUGGCGAUAAGCUCCUAACCGUUCCACCAGGAUUUCCAUGCGGCCAUGACUUCUCGGCGGAAGCAGGAAAACCUGAGGUGCUGAAGACGUAUGGGCCAGUUGACAAUGUGGAUCUUUUGCAAAAUCUAGAGCAGGAUAUGGAUGUAAAGGAGUGGUUGCAAAUGGCGGGUGGCGAAAAAGAUGCAACAGCAGUGGCCGACCCAGAGCGCCACUUACGUUUUCCUGUCGAAUUUCUGGAUGUUGAAGAUCAGAUUAUGAAGGAAGAUCUCAAGCCAGUUUUAAAUAUAUCCACCACAACGAAAACAUUUAGUAGCGACUGGGCCGAAAUGGUGGAUAUCAGUCAACCUAUGCCAGAUUUUAAGAAGAAAAUACCGUGUCCGGCGAUGGAAUUUCCCUUCGAGCUAGACGUCUUUCAGAAGCAGGCCAUACUCAAGCUGGAACAGCGUCAGUACGUGUUUGUGGCCGCUCACACAUCAGCAGGCAAGACAGUAGUGGCCGAAUAUGCUAUAGCACUGUCUAAGCGAGAUCUUACACGCACCAUUUACACAUCGCCCAUUAAGGCGCUGUCAAAUCAAAAGUAUCGAGAUUUUCGGAAAACGUUCAAGGAUGUGGGUCUUAUAACUGGCGAUUUACAGAUUGAACCCACCGCAUCGUGUCUGAUUAUGACCACUGAGAUUCUGAGAUCCAUGCUCUAUUGCGGCAGCGAUAUAACCAGAGAUCUGGAGUAUGUUAUCUUCGACGAGGUGCACUAUAUAAACAAUCCGGAACGUGGACACGUCUGGGAGGAGGUCAUUAUUCUGCUACCGGAUCAUGUUAACAUUAUUAUGCUGAGCGCUACAGUGCCCAACACCAUGGAGUUGGCCGACUGGGUCGGUAGCACCAAAAAGCGCAAAGUCUAUGUGAUUAGCACACUAAAGCGACCGGUGCCGCUGAUGCACUACCUUUACACUGGCGCGGGCGGUAAAAGUCGCGAUGACAUUUUCCUGCUGGUCGAUGCACAGGGCAAAUAUUUGCAAGGAAAUUAUGAUAAGGCGGUGGAGCGUAAAAAGGAAAUGCAAAGUAAAUCCAAGGGCGGCUCUGCCGGCAAUGGACCAAAGAAUUACGUAAGCGCUAAGCAAGAUCAAUACACGUGGAUUGGUUUGAUUGAUUUCCUUAAGCGGAACAACAAAAUGCCAGUUGUCGCAUUUACACUCUCUCGGAAUCGAUGUGAUCAAAAUGUAGCUGCCUUGCAGUCUGUUGAUCUCAAUACGGCGGUCGAGAAGGGUGCUGUACAGAAAUUCUUUCUGCAAUGUUUGGCCAAGCUGAAGCCACCAGAUCGUACUAUACCCCAGGUCAUGGUUCUUAAGGACGCCCUGGAGCGGGGCAUUGGUGUGCAUCAUAGUGGCAUACUGCCAAUACUCAAGGAAAUUGUUGAAAUGCUUUUUCAGAACGGUCUGGUCAAAUUGCUUUUUGCCACAGAGACCUUUGCCAUGGGCGUGAACAUGCCAGCUCGUACAGUUGUCUUCGAUUCGCAUAGAAAAUUCGAUGGUGUGGAGGUACGUAAUCUGAAGCCCGGCGAAUAUAUACAGAUGGCAGGUCGCGCUGGGCGUCGUGGUCAUGAUGAGAACGGUACAGUCAUUCUGCUUUGCAAAGCCAAUGUGCCACCUUCUAUGGAAUUGCGUCCUAUGAUACUAGGCCUGCCAGAGAAGUUGCAAUCGCAAUUCAUUUUGCGCUAUGCCGUAAUAUUGACUUGCCUGCGCAUCGAGAGCAUUAGAGUGGAGGAUAUCAUGCAGUUUAGCUUCAAGGAGUUCAAUCAAAAGUUGCAGUUGCCCACGCAACAGAAGCAGUUGAGAUUGGCUGAAGAUAAAUUCGCCAUGCUGCCUCCACUAGGCGAGCAUUUGCAACCACUUGUAUUUUUCCACGACAAGGCGAUAGAGUAUUGGCGAGGAAAGGAUCGUGUUAUGAAAUUCCUGUUAAGUCAAGCAAGAAUCCAAAAGGAGCUCAAAGUUGGACGCAUCAUUGUGAUUACCCAAGGCAAGCACUACAAUAAGUUGGCCAUCUUGUUAAAUGUGAAAUCAGUGCUGGGCAAGGACACCGUAUACAAAAUCCUAGUUUUGGACCAUCAAUUUAAGGCCAAAGAAAAUGAUAGAUUCGAUCGUGGCGAACUCUACUACAAGAUACUCUCACUGACUCCGGAGCACAAAUUCUUCCACCCGGAGGGCAUUGGUGGCCAUACAGUUUUGGACAUUAAAGCUGCGGAUAUAGUGCAUAUAACAAAGAACGCUAUUAAGGUAGACGCUGAUAUCAUAAUACGCAACUGGGAACAACGACAGUUGGAGCGUUUUAAGGAUGCACCACCGGGUGCCACUGUAGUGAAGGCUGUAACUGAGUUGCAUCAGUUGAACGAAGCGUACAUUGCUAAUCCGGAAAGCUUAAAGUAUAUUGAUGUGUCCAAGGAGUUGAUUGUAAAUGCAGAUACGGAAUUAACCAUAAUAAGUCAGUUCGAGCAUCUGGCACGCCAGCUGAACGAAGUGCUUCCUCAUACCAAUAUUGCCGGCUUUGAGCAGGAAUUCGCCAAAGUCUACGAGAGACGUGUACUUGAGAUUCACAUUGAAGAGCUUAAGUUUAAGAACUCUGCCAAGAAUCUUUCACUGUAUCCGGACUAUUGCAACAAACUAAACGUGUUACGCGCCUUAAAAUACAUCAAUGAACAAGACGAGGUGACGCUCAAGGGCAAAGUAGCCUGUGAGAUGGGACAGAAUGAACUGCUCAUCACCGAGUUAAUACUCUGCAAUAUGUUCAAUGAUUUGGAGCCGGCAGAAAUUGCUGCGCUGCUAUCAGGCUUAGUAUUCCAAGCAAAAAUUCAAGGUGAGCCGGUCAUACCGGAACCUCUAAAGGAAUGUGUGGCUGCUUUCGAGCAAAUCAAUGAUACUAUCUUGGCCGAGGAGCAACGUCAACAGGCGGCUUUUGAAAUCGAAAAUCGGCUUAAUUUUGGUCUGCUGGAAGUCGUCUAUGAGUGGGCCCGCAAUAAGCCCUUUGCUGAAAUUAUGAAGUUAACCGAAGUGCAGGAAGGCAUCAUUGUGCGUUGCAUACAGCAGCUGGAUGAAACUUUGCGUGAUGUAAAGACCGCAGCGAUACGUAUUGGCAAUCCCGGUCUGCAAUCAAAAAUGGAGGAAGCGUCUGCCGCGAUUAAACGUGAUAUUGUGUUCACUGCAAGUCUAUAUACAGAACUGUAAAAAGAAAAUCUGGCUGGCAAAUAAACAACAUUGGUGGUUUCUUAAAACUACAAACUGAUGCAUGUGCCACAAUUACAAUUCCGAUCGAUACUUAUAAAAAUGUAAAA